Paramuricea clavata is the source of this 9956-nucleotide messenger RNA. Lineage: Eukaryota; Metazoa; Cnidaria; Anthozoa; Malacalcyonacea; Plexauridae. The record is from the annotation of a GenBank genome assembly.
GCUGUAUUUUGGUUGAUUAUUUUGAGGUAAAUAAAGUAUUGGUUUUAUUUGUAUACAUGUACUAAUUAAAGUUAGAAGUAGGUGAUUUUCGCUUAAUGCUUAAUAGAUUGCCAAUAGUUAUUUUUUUUCUUCUUAAAAUUAUUGAAAUCAUGUUAGUGAUAUUGCAUUUGUAUCAGACUGCCAACUUUGUUAAUAGUAUUAUAAAAAUGCACACAGAAUAUUUUUCCUUUUGACAAAAUCUGUGCAUAUCAGACCUUCGAAUUACUAGAUCCAUGCUCUGCCAACUGAGUUACAGCUAGGAUCAGGACGGAUAGAAGACAGGCAAUUAAUAACUAUACAGUAUACUGAAUGUCAUAAACAUAUUCUCGUUUAGGGGCCACAUCCAUAUUCAUGUUGCCACAAAUAAUGUCGAAUUGACGUUAUGAGUGUGUGGGGUUUUAUAUGAACUUAUCGACAUUAUCUCGUGGCAAUUUGACAAUUAAUAUCUGAAGUACAGAAAAAUACACAGAAGUCCAUCUCCAUUGUUUUUUUGCAUAAUCGCUAUUUGUCAUGAUUCGUCACUCAGCAAGUACCGUAAACAGAAGCAGUUCCCCCUGGACAUGCACCAUUUUGAGUAUUUCCAGGGAGGACUGCUUCUGUUUACGGUACUUGCCGAGUGACGAAUCAUGACGAAUAGCGCUUACGUAAAAAAAAGGAUUCUGUGUCCAAAGUAACUAUCAACUACUAAUCCCUUACAUUAUUCAGCAUCAAACAAUACUAGUUCUGCGAGUGUACUGUUAUUAAUAAUGUUAUAUAUAUUACUGACUUUCCAUGUAUUUUAUAACCCAUUAAGUGCCAGUGCUCUCCCUUGAUGAGUAAAAUCAUCUGGCAUUAGACAGAGUAAAUAAUAAAGCAGGGCUCGUCAGGGCACAAUGCGACUCAAUGGGUUGUGAAAUGCUCCUAAUAGUUUCUAUUUUAUUAUUUCCAACAUUAUACAAGGCCAGAAAGUAUUAAAUGGCUUAAAAUGAUACUCCCUUCACCUUUUUUCUCUAGAGUUGUGAUCUAAUUUAGUAAUGUUUUGCAAUGAAAAGAGAGAGUGGAAGAACUAAGUCACCAUUUCACGAUGGAGAUAUAGAGAACAGUACACCCGCACAUGUCAAUGUUAAGAAAAAAAAGAAGGAACGUGGCAUUCCAACUGCAGUUGAGGUAUGUGUGGUAAUUGAAUUCUGAUCAGCCAGGGUGAAAUAACUAUUUGUAUGUUUGCAUACCAGCAUUAGGCCGCGACUGCAUAACAAAACUAGAUUCUCAUCAGUCCCCCUUUGUGGCCCUACUUUAGUAAUUACUCUGUCUAAUGCCAGAGUAUUUUACUCCGUCUAACGCCAGACAAUUUCACUCGUAAAGUGGAGAGUGCUGCCACUCAAUGGGUUAAAAGUGGUGGAAACCACCCGGGGGCAAAUGCUUCGCAAUAAUUUCUGAAAGCCUUUGAAUGAUACAAGAAUAAUUUUUCAACCAUGAAAGGUCGACUAUAAAUGUAGCUUUAUAUACAGUAUAUUGCUUAAAUUUAAGGCAAAAAGUUUAGAGAACUAACAUUUCCAACAACAAAAGGUAGUCAUGUGUUGGCAACCUAAUUUGCAGCCAAUAUUUUGAAAAGUGCCCGCUACAGGCUACUGCUGUACAUGUUGCUGCUAGUGCCAUAUAACAAGCCGCCCCAUCAUUAGACUUGCUCCAAGUCUCUCUUUCAUUGUCAUAUAGUAUCGAUCCACUAUAGUGUACAUUACAUGACGUAGUACAGAGGGGCGGAGCGAGACAACUUCGGAAAAUCUUGGUUCAAAACUGAACUGAAAAUGCAAGACUUGCUUUAAUUGUUUUCUGUCAGUGUUUAUAUGUAUCGAUCUAGCACGGUGUAAAUAACAUGAGUUCCAUUAUAGUAAAUAAUACAGAAAGAAAUUGAAGGAAAACAAUUAAAGCAAGUCUUGCAUUUUCGGUUCAGUUUUGAACCGAGAUUUUCUGAAGUUGACAAGUCUCUCUUUCUCGCUCCGCCUCUCCGUGCUACGUCAUGUAAUGUACACUAUAGUGGAUCGAUAUGACAAUGAAAGAGAGACUUGGAGCAAGUCUACCCCAUCAUUGGUUUGAGUUUCCCUUUGUGGGGAUAAAGUUAGAUAAAGUGACUUUAAGCCUGACUUGUCCAGCAUUGAAACAGGUGGGAGAAGGGCAUUGAUAUCAAUGGGGGAAGGGAGGAGGAAUAAUGUAUGUAAAAGUAGACUGUCCCAGUGGUGUAGGACUGAAAUGAUAACAACAGGGGUGUGGUGAUAAUUAAGCCAAUAAGGCAUGGAUAAGUUCCAUGAGUAUUUAUUUUUGGUUCUAGUAAUUCUUCAAUUGGUGUUUUUUUUUAAGAAUUUAAAGGACUUGAAAUAAAAAAUUCUGAUAUACCGAAGCUAUUUCCAGGCCUCUGAAUUCAGGUUGGCAAUCGGCAAAUGCUGACACAUCACCGUGUCAGGACGGACAAAAAAAAUUGCCGACGUGCAAUUUUUAUCAAUAUAUUCUAUACUUUCCUGACACAAAUUUAGGGAGUAAAACGCAAAGGAAUAUAAUUUGUAUACAUAUGUUUUUACUAAUGUAUGUGUAAGUCACAACUCAAAUUCAAAAGGAUAUCAGACAUCAUACACUUCAAAUAUGUUUGGUUAUGAUUUAGUUAAGUUAAGUACAGUAACUAGAUGUGAUACAAUUCUCUAACCUCCUGGUUUCUUAAGUGUAAAUCUCGCCAAUAUUGCUACAGACAUGUUUUUAUUGGAAACCUAAAUUUGCCUACAGGCAACAGUACCUGGUGCCGACCUGUUUUCACUUCAGGUCGACCUGAUUUUUUGCUAAUUCAGAUGCCUGUAUUUCAUGUUGGAGCCACAUACAUGACCUAAUAGUAUGAUCAUAGUAAUCAAUUAUAGAUUACUAACAUCAUUACUGCAUCAUUUCAACACUACAGUAAAGAACAGCAAAGAACUUUCCAGGUCAUGAAUAUGCAAUCUGCAAAAAUAUUGAGAGGUCAGCCCCUCCCCCCCCCCCCAAACUGGCAUGAACUUUUUAGCAAGGGGGGCUCAGCCCACCUGAGCCCUGACUCUUCUACACCCCCCUGGAUUGUCCCAAUGUGUAUCAAUAUUGAAACAUGAUACCAUGGUCACGUAUGGUUGAUUUAUCUCCAAUCAGAUGUCAGCCCAAAGAGAAACCAGAUUUCACAAUAGUUCAUUUCCCGGAAGAGAGAGCUUUUACUACGAAGUCGAGCUUGAGUAGUUAUUUCAUUGCGCGCUUUUAAAGCUGUUGUGCCUUCUUUUUCUAAACCGAAAGUCAUUCCUAGUGCAAAAUGAGCAGUGAAGAUUUGCUGGCGAAAUUCGACGAAAUGGUGAAGCGUUUCAAGCAGGAAUUCAAUGAAAUUAUCGAAGGCGAGCGUACCAAAAUGAGGGCGGAAGUAGAAGCGUACAAAGCAGAAAAGCUUCGAAUGAAAGCAGUCGAAGUCAGCGACGAUGAUAUAAUCAAUCUCAACGUCGGUGGGAAAAAAAUGACGACAAAGAGAUCAACUUUGUGUCAAGUCGAAGGUUCGUUGCUCGCUUCCAUGUUCAGCGGCAGAUGGGAAGACAGUCUCGCUCGUGAUGAAGAUGGUCGCAUUUUCUUUGACUUCACAAUACUUUGUGUAUAUCUUGGAUUAUCUUCGCGCGAGGACAAUCGCGACCGCGGAGAAUCCCGCGCCAUUCAGGCCGAAACUCGCUGAAGACCAAGUGAAACAUUUCGGCGAUCUUGUCCAUUAUCUCGGCUUGGGCGAUGAAAUCGUAGUGUCUGUAGAUGAGCCGAAUGAAAUCGUCCCCACUGAGAUUGCACCACCGGAGAAAUUUAAUUUACACAGCACUGGAGUUACCAUUCAGGAAGGCAGUAAAGUCGCAGUCAAUAAUUCAGGAGGGCACAGAUACGUUCUUGGUGAAAAUACGUAUCAACGAGGGAUUGUGCGUCGCAAGUUGAAGAUACAGUCGUUUCAAAAUAAUCAUUGGAUGCUGGUUGGCGUAGCGAAAGGGGAUGUUGUGCCACAGAAUGACAAUUAUUCAUAUGGCUGGCCUGGGUCUUAUGGAUGGGCACUUGGGGAUACUGGUCAAGUAUGGAAGAACGGGUCAAGCACAAACGAUAAUACUUUAAAAAAUCUGAUCAGUCAAGGCGAUACGGUUGAGUUAGUCUUGGAUUGCAAUGCUGCCAAGCUGUCACUACAUUUGCCUUCUGGUCAGCAAUUUCACGUUGAUCUGCCCAAGUCGCAAACUUGGAGGCUUCAUGUGAAUUUGAAUGGUAACAAUGACAGAAUACGCAUCGUGGAAGCUUGACAUAUAACCAAACUAUUUUAAAAAAUAUUUAAAAUCUUGUUCAGGAGGAAUGGACUUAUGGACAAAAUAACAAAUAUAUAGACGAAAUAUUUAGAUUCAUUUACCAUAUUUAGAUUCAUUUACCAGUGCCAUGUUAUUUUUUAUAAGUAGUAAGAUAUCAUGUUAUAUAUAUAUAGUUUCUAUGCACGUAUCAUGUUAGUUUUCAUUUGUGGUAAGAUAGUAUGUUCAAGUAAGAUGUAUUUUCAUAAGUAUAGACUGUAUAGUAACAUAUGCUAAUUUUCACAUUAAAUAGUAAGAUACAGUAUGUUAGUUUUCAUAAGUAGUGAAGUAUUCUAACUUUGUUUCUUGUUUACUUGUUUUAAUUUGCCUUACAAGUGUUACAUGACUAAUUAUCAGGAUUUUGGACAUUUACACUCACAUCUACUUAACAAUAAGUGUACGUGCCCAAAAUCUUGAUAUUGACCCAUACACCGUACAUUGACAUUAUACCUUGGUAUUUAUACAUAAACUUGUGGCUAGAGCUCGACAACUGGCCUCUGGAUGUAGAGGGUCCUGGAGGGGUUAAUAGGAACUGGGAUUUGCGUAUUUUUGAACUGGGAAAAUAGGAUUUGGCUUACUGAGAAUGAAAGACACAAAAAUGGGAAAGCCCAAAUACCAUUAUAAAGACAGUUGUAUUUGUGUAAAAGAGUCCAGGAAAACUGAACUUAAACCGAGUUAUGGCUCAAUGAGGUCAUUUUUCUGCAGUUGUAAGUCAGUCAUAUACCUUUCUCUCGGCAAAACUAGUUCUAAAACGGGGCAAUUGAACGCAGAAUUGUGUUUAAAAGUCAUCACAUAGAUGAACCACCUGCUCUGGGAUUUUCGUUCAAUUUCACAGAGGGACUGGGAUUUGAUCUAAAAUUUAUAAAAUUACACUCGAAAUUAACAUCUACAAAUCUCUUCAACAAUUAGUUCUAUCAAGUGAGAUGUCCAUAUCCUGAUGUUUACUAUUACUGCUACUAGAAUCCAUAGAGUGUAAAUUUUUAUAUUGAAACAUGAAACGGUUAUCAUUGUUCAUUUAUCUCCAAUCAGAUGUCAGCACAAAGAGACACCAGAUUUCACAAUAGUUCAUUUCCCGGAAGAGAGAGCUUUUACUACGAAGUCGAGCUUGAGUAGUUAUUUCAUUACGUGCUUUUAAAGCUGUAGUGCUUUCUUUUUCUAAACCGAAAGUCAUUCCUAGUGCAAAAUGAGCAGUGAAGAUUUGCUGGCGAAAUUCGACGAAAUGGUCAAGCGUUUCAAGCAGGAAUUCAAUGAAAUUAUCGAAGGCGAGCGUGCCAAAAUGAGGGCGGAAGUAGAAGCGUACAAAGCAGAAAAGCUUCGAAUGAAAGCAGUCGAAGUCAGCGACGAUGAUAUAAUCAAUCUCAACGUCGGUGGGACAAAAAUGACGACAAAGAGAUCAACUUUCUGUCAAGUCGAAGGUUCGUUGCUCGCUUCCAUGUUCAGCGGCAGAUGGGAAGACAGUCUCGCUCGUGAUGAAGAUGGUCGAAUUUUCCUCGGAAUUUUCUUUGACUUCAACCCACAAUACUUUGUGUAUAUCUUGGAUUAUCUUCGCGCGAGGACAAUCGCGACCGCGGAGAAUCCUAAGCCAUUCAGACCGAAACUCGCUGAAGACCAAGUGAAACAUUUCGGCGAUCUUGUCGAUAUCUUGGUUUGGGCGAUGAAAUCGUGAUGUCUGUAGGUGAGACGAAUGAAAUCGUCCCCACUGAGAUUGGGCCACCGGAGAAAUUUAAUUUACACAGCACUGGAGUUACUCUUCAGGAAGGCGGUAAAGUUGCCAUACAUGGUUCAACUCCAGGGCAUAGAUACGUUCUUGGUGAAAAUACGUAUCGCCAAGGGAUUGUGCGUCGCAAGUUGAAGAUAGAGUCGUUUCGAAAUAAUGAUUGGAUGCUGGUUGGGGUCGUGAAAGCGGAUGUUGUAUCACAGAAUGACCGUUCAUAUAGCUGGCCUGGUUCUUAUGGAUGGAUACUCGGGUCCAGCAGUUGGCAAGGAGUAUUUAAAGAGGGGUCACUUACAAACGAGACUACUUUACGAAAUCUUACAAAGCAAGGCGAUACGGUUGAGUUAGUCUUGGAUUGCGAUGCGGCGAAGCUGUCACUACAUUUGCCUACUGGUCAGCAAUUUCACGUUGAUUUACCCAAGUCGCAAUCUUUGAGGCUUCAUAUAAAUUUGCAUAGUGCAAAUGACAAAAUACGCAUCGUCGAAGCUUGACAUAUAACCAAAGUAUUUUAAAAAGUACUUAAAAUCUUGUUCAGUAAUAAUGAACAAAAUAGCAAAUAUAUAGACGAAAUAUUUAGAUUCGUUUACCAGUAAAAUAUUUGAUAGUUUGCAUUGUACUGUUAGAAGUCACUUUACUUUACAUAAGUGGUAAGGUAUCGUGUUAGAUAUAGUUUUCAUUCAAAUAGUAAGGUGCACAUGUGUUAGCUUUCAUAAGUAGUAAAGUAUUCUAAGUUUUGUUUGUGUGUUUUAAUUUGAUUUAUUCAGAAAUGUUAAAUGAUUAUAAUAAAACUGUGGCAAUUGAUACACCAGGCGGAAAUCUUAGUUUAGAUUAUAAUAAAGCUUGAAAAUAACUUUUAAACUGUCGUAGGAAAGGUUUGUGUCGGGGCCAUAUUAGCUGCAACAAAUGCAAAUUGUGCUCAAAAUAGGAACAGUGUAUAAUGUGCACAAAUUAAUGCAAAAUGAGCCAAAGGCAAAAUAUUGAGGUAUCUCUGAGGUCUCGAAUUUUUGUUACAUGCCUCUAUGGAAUAUAGCUACAUCAUUUACAUUUUCUAAUCCACUGCAUUUUUAGAUUGGGGACACACCCCUGUACGUGGGAGAGGACAGCGAGAGGGGUAGAUUGCUGUUACGCGUAUACGAACAAUUUUGCAUGCUACUGAUAUUUGUAUCUAUAGUCAAAUUUGACUAACGUUUGUUUAUGUACUAUUUAAAACAUGAACAGCAGUGUUUUUGAUCAGAUAUAAAUAAUGCGAGGCGAAGCCGAUUAUCUUUUGGUCUGAUAAUGAACUGCGAAUUUUUAAAAUUGUUUCAAAAACUAGCGAUCUAGUAAGUUCAUUGGCGAAGUAAUUUUCAAAAAAUACGUUGUGUAAGUCGAGAAAAUCAAAGUUAAAAUUAACUUUGUUAAAGUUAUAUUCGAAGACCCUUUACAACUUUUUCGUACCUUGCUUGGUUUUCGAAAUAUUUUCACCAAAGACAUGCCAGUGGGCAGUCCGCCAUCUUGGUAUUAUAUAAUUGACUUAAAAAACUGAGUAUAUUGCCAUAUCUCUUUAAAGUUUAUGUAAAUCACGGGAAAUCUCUAUCACAUAUAAAGAUACGACACGCUUAUGAUUUUUCUUUGUGUUUUCCUAAUGAAUUAUUAAUGAAUUUUGAAACCCAAUUCACAACUUUAGAUAACUCACAUGCCUAGUUAACUAUUGUUCUAGUUUACAGAAACAUAGAAUAGAACAAAGGUAACUAAGCUUUACAAUUAUUUACAUGAGUGAAUAGCUCUUGUACAUAACUCUAAUACUUAGUUAUACCUUUGUCGUAUUUUAUGCUUCUGUAAACUGGAACAAUAGUAACUACAAUCCCCACACCGCGUGCGUCAUGCUAACAAAACUAUAGAUGUAUUUCUACAGAAUUAAUCCCCCCCCCCAAAAAAAAAAAAAAUUCUUCCCCUCCUACCCCCAAUUCAAUGUUGGUAAAUCAACUAACUCCGAACAUACUUUUAAAAUUUAAAUGCGAAAAACAACAUUGAAUAGGGGGCAGGGGGGCGACACAUUUCAUGAAAGAACGUCUCAAUGUUAAUAUUGGCGUUAGAAAAGUUAGGUGUCCACAUAAUUUUUGCUAGAAUUGUAGGCAUGUGAGUUAUCUAAAGGGUUGAAUUGGCUAUAGCAGCAAUGUAAACAACAAUAUUUUUAUUUCUAGGAAAGAAUAAGGCACAGUCACAGAAGAUUAGCUAAUGCUUCAAGCAAAUCCAGUGUAAGAACUUGAAAUUAUAAAAAUAUGAUAGUGGAUUUAUUAUCGCUAACAUAUUGGUCAAUAACCCCUCUCCCCGAUAAUUAUGAAUGAACACUGAUGAAGACUAAAUGAUGUCAUUUAUUAUUUUAUAGAAGCAAACAGCAUUAAAAUCAGUAACACAUAAACCUCAUUUUGUUCCACCGCCAGCACGAACUUCUCCUGGUAGCAAGAAGACUAUUGCUUGGGAGGUGCGUUAUAUCAUGGAUAAUAAAAUAAAUGGAUAGGAAACUAGCUGACGUGACCUAAUGCUGUUGGAUGUUGAAACCUAGUUGCAUACCAAAUUCUCAAAAACGGCAUGUUCAGCAAUAAUACAGCAAAACAUUUUAGUCAAAGAGCAAAUAAAUAUAACUACGCCAUUCUACGAUGAAAUCUCUAAGUAUUCCCAGUCAACUUUAGCAAAUAUUUCAAGCACUAAACAGUGAAAAAUGCAUCGCAAAUUUCGUUAAAAUUGGCGACGCCAAUUUCGUAGCUACAAAGACGAAAAACAUUUACCUAGCUUGAAUACUUUGUCCUGGCUUAGGCAUGUUUUUAAAACAAUUAGACCAGUUUAUGCUUCAAUAUUACUCUUUUAAAGCGGAAAAUAUAGCGAAACAACAAAAAUGCUGAGAACUUUGUCAAUACGCGUGACGUCACAGAUUGCAACUAGGUUUAGACUGUGACGUCAUGAAGUUUCCUAUCCAGUUAUUUUACAAUCCAUGGUUAUACCUAACUCGGUUGCUAAAUAAAGAAAGCUGGCUACUAACGUCCUGAGGACCUGCCUUUGCUGUGUGAUGUGAUGACCUGAUUUCUGUUUCGUGUUAUAGGGUAACACACACAGACUGGAGAUUGACCCGAGUAAUUUGACAAGUACAAGACGUUCUCUUAGAGUUGAUGAUCUUGACACCUCCGAGGUACGAAACAAUUUACUUUGGAGAAUAAAUAGUUUGAUGAUUUUUCAAAAUAUUCUGUUAUAGCAUUGAUUUGCGUGAAUGUUAUAUUUAGGAAGAAGGGACGCGAGAUAAACUGAGAGUUUAUGAGAGAACAAUUGGCAACUUGAUGGACGAAAUAGGAACAUUACGACAUGAGGUAGGCUGAGAAAAAGAGUAAAAAGUUAAAUAGUUUUUUGUUUGUCCUUAAAGGCCUAUCUACACGAUACGAUUCUUACCCUAGGGUAUGUAGCUACUCGACUAUAAAUGCAUGUAAAGAUGUCGCGUUUCAAUUUUCACCAUAAAAUGAUGAACAGGAAUAGUGGCGUUAGCAGUUACUUUCAUACGCCAUGCAGAAUGACAAUCGUAUACGAUACUAUACUAUACUAUACUAUAGCCCUAUAUCGUGUCAAAAUUGGUCUUAAAUCUUUCCUGCAAGAAUCUUUGAUUUUUUUCUCACCAGGUGGGCAUUCAUGACAGCACGAGGUCUGUGCAGAAAAAGAAAGAACAAUUGAAUGCCAGCAAACGACUGCUUGAAGCACAAGAGGACGAAAUUAUGGUAAAUAUAUUGGUAUAUUUUGUGGAAUUUCUAUAUCAUGUGUACAGAAUCGGGUUGUUUUUUUUCGAUCCUACCGUUGCUAUGUUCCGUCUUCAGGACAGUAUGAACUUGAAAUUCAUUCCUGCAAUCUGA